AUGACUUCCGUACUUCGAUCAACAGUUGAUAGGCUAGACCGUCCCAGCGCAUAUUAUAAUAGUCGGAAUAAAAAGAGACGAACUGACCAUGGCCGAGAUAAUAAAGAUGGAGAAGCCGAAGUGAAUGUUCCGGUGGAAGAGUCUUUAGAAGAUCCUCUUAGGAAUGCCACGACUCUCUACGUCGGAAAUCUUUCUUUCUACACGACCGAAGAACAAGUCUAUGAACUCUUCUCGAAGUGCGGUGAGAUCAAGCGUCUAGUCAUGGGACUAGAUCGAUUCAACAAGACUCCCUGCGGCUUUUGUUUUGUAGAGUACUACACUCACCAGGAUGCGCUCGACUGCAUGAAAUAUAUAGGUGGCACCAAGCUCGAUGAACGCAUCAUCCGAACUGAUCUGGAUCCUGGUUUCGAGGAAGGCCGCCAGUACGGCCGAGGCAAGUCCGGCGGCCAAGUGCGGGACGAGUACAGAGAUGACUACGACGAGGGAAGAGGUGGUUUAGGCAGAGCAAUCCAAACAGACCGAGAGCGCGAGGGACAACGAAAUAGAGAACGGGAUCAACACAUGGAAGAUGACUACGGGCGCCUAAGAUAA
Molecule: messenger RNA, 591 nt
Organism: Daldinia childiae
Lineage: Eukaryota; Fungi; Ascomycota; Sordariomycetes; Xylariales; Hypoxylaceae
Product: Nuclear cap-binding protein subunit 2
Exons: 3
Coding region: 1-591 (196 amino acids)
Biological process (GO): mRNA cis splicing, via spliceosome
Cellular component (GO): nuclear cap binding complex
Molecular function (GO): RNA cap binding
Source: RefSeq, a predicted model, not a curated record